AUCGACGCCGCCAUAUUGGUUUCGAAAUAAACCCUUGCGUACGCAAUGAGUUUGCGAAACCAUAAAGUUUCGAUUAAACAUGUGACGCAAGAUUAACUAAUACAAGCUCAACCGUAUUAAAUAUGAGAAGCUAACUUUAUCUCUGUGUAAAAUUAAUUAAAUAAACAAUCCCGUCAUUCCAAGUUUGCGUAUGCGACCGCUUUGUCUAUCGCAGUAGAAAGUGAUUCUUUUAUUAUUAUUUAAAAUGGGACUCGGAAGCUUUCGAUACCGUCUAAUAAUAUUACUUUGCACUGCUCUCGUUUUGUACCAGUCAGCCAAAUAUUGGCCGUCUCUCCAAUUCAGCGAUGAUCCUCCCCAGUCUUCUGCAGCAAAAUCACUGGCGGCCCAAGAGCUAGUCGAAGGAAUAGAUAUAGCCGAGCCGCCAAAGCUGGAUGUACAGAAGGUGCUGGUCUCCGUGUAUUAUGAAGCCCUUUGUCCAGAUUCAAAAUUUUUUGUAGUCAAACAGCUAUUGCCAACAUUUCAAAAGAUAAAGGAGAACCUGCAGGUAGAACUCAUACCAUAUGGCAAAGCCAAGACAGUCGAAACUCCCACUGGGUACGAAUUUACGUGCCAACAUGGGCCACUCGAGUGUGAGGCAAAUAUCAUACAUGCCUGUGUUAUUGAUCUAGUCAAUGAUCAGUUAAUACAGCUCGAUUAUAUUUCUUGCAUGAUCCAAGACAACAUGCAACCUGAACGAGUUAUGCAUCAAUGUGCUGCCAAGGUUAACCUAGAUGUCACACCUAUAGAGAAAUGUUAUAAGGGGACAAAAGGGAAAGAGCUAUUGGCCAAGUUUGGGGAAAUGACAGAUGACUUGUCUCCCAAAGUUGUAUUCAUACCCACUAUUACGCUCGACAAGGACUCGAGUAAUCAGGCAGCCAUUCUAAAAAAUCUACUUAAAGAAGUGUGUUCACGACUGAAUAGUCCACCUCUAGGUUGUGCAUAGCAUCUCAUUGAUGUUAUUGAAGCUAUGGCUGUAACAGCAUAAUUCUAUAUUUCAAACGGUCUGUUCCUACAUAUCACGACGCUCACCAACGAAAUCUGUGCUUGAAUUACCCCAGUUACAGGGAAGUAUAUCAAAUACAUUAUUUUACAAACAAUUAUUAACUGCGAUUAUGUAUGAAGAAUAAAAGCGUUACAAUAUGUUUGAACUAACUAA
Messenger RNA from Neodiprion fabricii, 1195 nucleotides. RefSeq names its product gamma-interferon-inducible lysosomal thiol reductase-like. The record is from RefSeq and is a predicted model, not a curated record. Gene Ontology annotation, molecular function: oxidoreductase activity, acting on a sulfur group of donors, disulfide as acceptor. Bases 245 to 982 code for a protein of 245 amino acids. NCBI's taxonomy places the organism in Eukaryota, Metazoa, Arthropoda, Insecta, Hymenoptera, Diprionidae. The transcript has 4 exons.